AUGCUGACCGACGACGCCUUCCAGAUGUUGUUGUUCGACCUGUUCUGCAUGUGGCACGACGUGCAGCGCCACUACGACCCGCCCAUCACGCAUACGGAAGAGGAAAAGAUGUUUAAGGUACAUUAUUCCGUGAGGAAAUGCAGGUUGUAAGUCAUUAGCCGCACGUUUCGCUUGUUUUUUCUGUAUGUAAACCGUAAUCCAAAAAAAGCCUCGCAAAAAAUUUGUAGCCGUCUGGAAAAGAGGAGGGCCGACACCGACCGCGAUGUCUCUGUAGAGUAAUCUUAAACGCAUUAUUGCAUAAUAGAGUAUCCUUGAACGUAUUCGAUUUUGAGUUGCUCGAUUUCAGCCUUACCGUUCCCCUACGCCCACUAAACUCGACCCUGUUUUAGGUGAAAAAGAUGAUCUGCAAAUUGCUGGGCGAAAUCGACUCCCGCGUCUUCCGCAUCCAGACCUCACCGCCGGUCCAGGAGCAGGAGUUCAUCGAGGAAUGGACCAUGCUCACCUGGAAUGUGAUGUGCAUUACCAGCCGGCUGCAGCAGAGCCUGAAUCGGUCGUACUGUUCGUCGGAGGAUAAGGUCAUUUUGAACAAGCUGAACGAUGCCCUCAUCAAAUUGGUCAACCAUUCAAGGUGCGUUGAGUUGAAGGGUUGUUGCAAAACGUCAAAUUCCGCAACAAUCGAUAUUCCGUGGGAUUUUUCGCAACAUUGGCAAAAAUAAUUUUUUUGUCGAAUUUUUUCGUUGUUUCAGUCGAUUUUCGAGGUAAAAUGGCGGAAAAUAUUGUUGAAUUCAGAGUAAAAAAUAUUUUCUAACAAUCUGAGAACCUUUUUGGCCCAUUAUCUUCUCCUUUUUCAUCAGAUUUUCCGUGUUUUUUUGAUUCUUCAGGAUUUUUUGGACUUUCUCCAAAUUUUUUCAACAAUCUUCUAUUUUCAGAAGUACCGAUGUCCCCGCAUCCCUUCAACUUCCCUCUCACACUCUCUCCGAGCUCUCGGCGAAGCUUGGCGACACCGUCAGCCAAGUACAUGGGAUCUAUGAGCGUUUCCAGCACGCCUUCCCAACAACACCUCCACAUCAACAAGAAUUUCUUCGAUUGGUCCAAGCGUUCAAUGAAAAUCAAUUGGGGCCGUUCAUCGACUACUUCAAGAGCUUCUGCAAUGAGCAGAGUGUUCACAUGUGGGCGGAUGUGAGAGCGGCGCAGAUCAGACACAUGGUAAAUUAUGAGCCAAUGUCUUCCGAAUCGAUUAAUCGAUUGGUCAGUUUCUACUCCUAUAUGAUGCACAAAUUGGCGGUUCUUGGUGCCAGAUUACAAGGUAAGCGAAUUUUUUCCAAAAUUUUUGAUUUUUAGGUCUUCGCCAUGUUGUGAAUGCCUCCAAAGUGUUUGGAGAUAUUGAUCCGGUCGGAUCACUCUCCGACAACGUCUUCUCCGCCUUGGAGCUCCUCAUGUCCGACUGUGUGUUGGCCACCGAGCCGUCCAACAACGCCAUCUUGGUCACAAAUAAUUUAUUCGCCAUGAAUUGCGGCGCUCUUGCGCGCGGCGUUGUCUUCAAACAAUUCGAAGUCCAAGUGGUGACCGAGGAGGCGGCGGAGCACAUUCAGUCCGAAAUGCGAAGGCAAAAGAUGCUCCAGCAGCCUUCGCCAAUCGCCGUUGUGCCGUCCGCGGCGUUGUUGGCGAUGAAGCCGACUUCGGGUACAAAACGGGCCAAUUCGAAUUCCACGACGAGUUCCGGCGAGCCGCAGGGCAACACGGCGCAUAAGAAGUCGGAUGUGAAUAGCAAGGACAUGGUUGUGAUUUAUCCGGCGUUCAAUUCGAAGAAUCGGUACUGGGCCGCGACUUACCCGCAACUUUUGUGCACAACAAGGCAAAAAGGACGGCAGUCGACCAACAAUUCUUUUCAAGUGGGUUUUUAUGAGUUUUUUGGUCUUUUGAAAUAAGCAAAAUUGUUUGUUGACACUUGGAUUUACUAUAUUUUUUGAUGAUUAUAUUAUACUUGAUCCUUGAUAUUUUUUAUUUCCAAUUUUCAGGAUCUCUCUCCAAGCGCCUUGGCCAACGAUCUAAAAUCGCAUGGCAAGCGCCCAAUCUUCUAUUUCCAUAUCACCGCCACAAUGUUCUCUCCGUCCGGCCGGUUCGCCACCGCUCACACCCUCUCCUUGCCAUUUACAAUAGCCACAAGAAGGAAUCAGGUGAGAUCUCCCCCAAAAGUUUUUUUUAUUCUCGAUUUAGGAUUGUCAAGUCCAACGGAUGAUGUCCUCGUACACUGCCACUUGUUUCUGGCUGUAUGGAACGAACGCGCAGGACGGUCUGCUUCUCCAAUGGCAGGAGUACGGAAUGCAUUGGGACCAUUUUAUGCAACUCUUCAAACAACAUUUUCGGGUGAAUGCGGACGUUCAGCGGGGCUUGAAGGACAGUGAUUUUGACUUGUUGAGGUACAAAUUGCAGUGCAAUGAUUGCACACCGUCCAGCAGGGAUAUUAAGAGGGAUGGAAGGGCGCGUAAGUUGGACAGAUUGAUGGACAGAUUGAGAUUAAAUUUUUUAGAGGUCUUAUUGAUGUCAUGGAUAAUAUUUUGACCAAUUUUUCGAUGAUUUUCAGAAGUCGUAACCUUCAAGAACAUGCUCUGUCCCCAUCUGCGCUACGAAUGCGGGAACGUGAAGACCCGAUUCAGCGUCUGGCGAGGAAUGCUGGAGCUCCUGCAGAUUUUCCAGGACCAAAAAACGAAUGUGCGGAAGUUGUGGGAGAAGAACCUGAUUAUGGGCUUUUUGGAGUUUGAUCAAGUCGCCGAGAUCCUCGCUGAUUAUGAUUCAGCCAUUAUCAUGAGAUUGUCGUUCGUGACUGGAGGCACAAUCUGCUUCACCGUCAAGUCCCAUGCCCAUUCCUUGACCAAGGACACAGCCAUGGCCCCAAUGCAUCUGGAACCCUUGGAUCUGAAGAAACUCCAAGCCAAGUGCCUCAAGGACUAUUUGAGGGACAUUGGAGUGGCGGAGAAGGUGAAAUACGUCAUCAAUUCGAAUUUUGAGCCCGUCCUGAUCAGCGAAGUCAUCGAGGAAAUGAAAGACCGCGCCUCCUCCAUGGAGGAGCUGGAAACUUCGCGACACGUCUCGUCGAAUGUCACACAUUCCGGCGACUUGGACGCAAUGCAACAUAUCACAUUCACGGCGAUGCGGAUCGCCGUCGUUACGUGCAAAGUGAAGCCCCCUUCGGCGGAUAUGGUCAAUGAUCUGGAGCAUGCGGCGGCCGGCAUUAAAGUGGCCUCGCCGGUUCCUCCGGCCUACAAUGGACAGAGUUAUACGACUCCAACACCACCCGGAUCGCUGAGUCUUAGGUUGCCGGCGAAUGCGACUUCCGAUGAUUUUCCCAGGGAGCUGGUCCAGCUGUGCAAUUUCCAUGGGAAAUCGAAAUUGGUAAGGGAGAUUCGGAGAAUGAUUUGGGGGAAUUUGUGAGGCGUUGGUAUUUUGGAAUUCCCUAAAUACGACCGGUUGAUUCUGGCACAAAUUUAGAAUAAAGUCAUCAAAGACACAUUUGCUUUUUAGGGAAAUUUGUGGAGCGUUGGAUCUGUGGAUAAUAUAAAUUUUUAUAGAGGAUUCCUCAAAUGUGAACCUUUGUUUGCAAUGAAACUUUGUGCAAAUCUAGAAUAUAAUUUUCUGAGAGAUUUACGAAAGUAUCAGCUUGAAAUUUGAAAAAUCUGCCAUGAUUUAUAGGCCGAAAGUGAGAAAAAUUGAAAUUUUUUUAUCGAUUUGCGGCUUGAAAAUUUCAGGGUUUAUUGGAUGUGAGGUUUAUAAUGUUUCUAUUAAAAAAUCGAUUUUUCCGAGCAGUGAAAGAGAAGUUAUUACCGAAAAGUUGUUUUUUAUUGUCUACCGGCUCUCCAGGCUUACUUCAAAAGCUAGGAGUUCUGACAGACAAAAAACAAACGGGUUUUUUGCAAUAUCUUCGCAAAUUCUGCUGGGAAAAAAUCGAUUUUUGUAGAAACAUUAUAAACCUCACAUUCAAUAUAGCCUGAAGUUCUCCAGCCGCAAAUCGAUAAAAAAUUUUCGAUUUUUCUCACUUUCGGCUUAUAAAUCAUGGUGAAUUUUUCAAAUUCCAAGCUGAAACUUUCAUAAAUGUCUCAGGAAAUUCUAUUCUAGAUUUGAACAAAGUUUCAUUGAAAACAAAGGUUCGCAUUUGAGGAACCCUCUAUAAAUAUUUAUAUUAUCCACAGAUCCAACGCUCCACAAAUUUCCCCAAAAAGCAAAUGUGUCUUUGACGAUUUUUUUCUAAAUUUGUGCUAGAAACGACUGGUCGUAUUUAGGGAAAUUCCAAAAUUUAUUGCCCCAAUGAAAGUGUGACAUAUUUUUUAUGACCACAUAUUUCCAGGAGCUCAUUGAGAUGCUGGACCAGAUCCCGGACAGUCUCUUCUCCGUGCCCUCGACCAGCAUCCCCGCCGCCUUGAUGACACCCCAACCUCAACAGUACUCCCCUCCAAUCAUCCCCCAAAUGAACCCGCCCAACCUUCAACACCAAUCCCAAUCUGCCGCCUACUCUCACAUGAGCACCCCCUCCCCCAUGAACACCUCCCCAUCGGGCUCCACCAACCUGCAAAGCGUGUUCGGGAACGCCCACAUGAUGGGACACGAUCAUUACAACAUGACCUUCUAA
Messenger RNA from Bursaphelenchus xylophilus (pine wood nematode), 4624 nucleotides. The record is from the annotation of a GenBank genome assembly. Lineage: Eukaryota; Metazoa; Nematoda; Chromadorea; Rhabditida; Aphelenchoididae.